UGAAAAUAGCAGACAACAGUGUCUUUACAAGUAGACACUUUUUUUUAUUUUACACAAAUAAUAAUUAUUUUAGAAGAUUAAAUUAUUCAAAUUUUAAACAAUAAUCUAUUAAUUAUAAUAAAAUGUCACUGAACGUUUUACGAUGUGGAGUGGUAGGAGGCCGUAAUGUUCAAAAAAUGAAAGAAAUUUCCCAUUUUCUAACAAAAAAGCUCCCUAUGCUAGAUUCAAGAAUUAGAAAUUAUGCAAAGGAAGGUGCUCAAGGUUAUCGUAUGGAAAGAGACACAUUUGGAGAAUUAAAAGUACCAGCUGAUAAAUACUAUGGAGCUCAAACUCUUAGAUCUGUUAUGAAUUUUCCAAUCGGUGAUUCAUUUGAACGUAUGCCGUAUGGUGUUAUUGUCGCUAUGGGUAUUUUGAAAAAAGCCGCUGCUGAAGUAAAUAAAGAAUUUGGACUGGAUUCAAAAGUGUCAGAUGCUAUUAGCAAAGCUGCGGAUGAUGUGAUUAGCGGGAAGCUUUAUGAAGAACAUUUUCCUUUGGUAAUUUGGCAAACAGGAUCAGGAACUCAAACGAACAUGAAUACAAAUGAGGUGAUAGCAAAUCGUGCUAUUGAAAUUCUUGGCGGUGAACUUGGCUCGAAAAAUCCUGUUCAUCCAAAUGAUCACGUCAACAUGUCACAAAGUUCGAAUGAUACAUUCCCAACGGCAAUGCAUAUUGCUGUAGCACUUGAAAUCAACAAAAUCUUGUUACCCGGCUUACAGCAAUUACAUUCAGUCUUAAAAAAGAAAUCCGAAGAGUGGAAAGACAUUAUCAAAAUUGGAAGAACUCAUACUCAGGAUGCCGUUCCAUUGACACUCGGUCAAGAAUUUUCUGGAUACGCAACACAAAUUGAAUAUGGAAUUGCAAGAGUCAAGGAUACAUUGCCAAGACUUUAUCAAUUGGCUCUUGGUGGAACAGCUGUUGGAACGGGAUUAAAUACUAGAAAAGGAUUUGCGGAAAAAACUGCAGCGAAAAUUGCUGCUUUAACUGGUUAUCCUUUUGUUACGGCUCCCAAUAAAUUUGAAGCUCUCGCAGCUCACGAUGCUCUUGUUGAAGUUCAUGGAGCUUUAAAUACAGUUGCAGUUUCUAUCAUGAAGAUUGCCAAUGACAUUAGAUUUUUGGGUAGCGGCCCACGAUGUGGUCUUGGUGAAUUGUCAUUACCUGAAAAUGAGCCUGGAAGUUCCAUUAUGCCUGGUAAAGUUAAUCCAACACAAUGUGAGGCGAUUACCAUGGUUUGUGCUCAAGUUAUGGGAAAUAAUGUUGCAACAACAAUUGGAGGAAGUAAUGGUCAUUUUGAACUCAAUGUCUUUAAACCAGUAAUUGUCGCAAAUACAUUGAGAUCAGCACGAUUAUUAGGAGAUGCAAGUGCUGCAUUUACGAAAAAUUGUGUCGCAGGCAUAGAAGCAAAUAGAGAUAACAUUAAAAAAAUUAUGAAUGAAAGUCUCAUGUUAGUUACUGCCCUUAAUCCACACAUUGGCUACGAUAAGGCGGCAAAAAUUGCCAAGCAGGCGCAUAAGGAGAAACUGACAUUAAAAGAAUCUGCAUUGAAAAAUGGCCUCACUGAAGAGCAAUUUAAUCAAUGGGUCAGACCCGAACAAAUGCUUGGACCCAAAUAGAAACUGUAAAAAGAAAAUGAAUCAUUAAUCUAUAUAUUAUAUUGUACUAUUUAAAAAAUAGUACUCAUUAUCGCGCAUUCUAACAGAAUAUUUGUACAUUCAAAUAAUUUAGUGUCGUACUUAUAUCUUUUCUUAAAUACUUUUAAUUUGUUGUCAAUUUAAUCAAAAAAUAUUUUCAUAUAUUUUUCAAUAUUAAUAAAAGAAUGAUUUUUCCUGUUA
This is a messenger RNA of Leptopilina boulardi, 1868 nucleotides long. Its product is annotated as fumarate hydratase, mitochondrial-like. The record is from RefSeq and is a predicted model, not a curated record. Gene Ontology annotation, molecular function: fumarate hydratase activity. The coding region runs from base 123 to 1649 and encodes 508 amino acids. The transcript is spliced from 7 exons. Gene Ontology annotation, biological process: fumarate metabolic process; tricarboxylic acid cycle; malate metabolic process. Gene Ontology annotation, cellular component: tricarboxylic acid cycle heteromeric enzyme complex; mitochondrion. Lineage: Eukaryota; Metazoa; Arthropoda; Insecta; Hymenoptera; Figitidae.